CCAGUGUCCACCACUUCUGUUAACAGGCUCGACGAUAGAAAGAAUGCAAUCGUAGAGGACUUCCUGAAGAGUUGAGGUUGAUAGCGGAGGAUGGCUGGGAUGGUCAGUACAGACCUGGGAGUAUACGAGCAUUAUUGAGUCCAGUUGAGGCUGGAAUACUACUGCAGCCUGAAGAGUGUGAUGGUGACUCUGCAGCAAGUGUCUGGUGCCCGCCAAAGGCCGCGAUCAUUAUCGGGACCCCGCCAUUGCAGGGCAUGCGGAGGGUCUGGCUGUCCUUACAUUAUUCAAGUAUCUACGUAAGAUAAGGUAGAUACUGUAGGUACCAUUCAACCUCUUCGUCUCGAGGCGCAUAUCAACCCAUUGUUCAACAGCGCUUCAGACGCAUCAGACCUCGCUGCCGAGAACUGCCAUGUCUUGAGAGAGCAUUCACUGUCCAGGCGCCACUCGCUGGCUGCUGGCUGCCCUUUCACCCCGUCCUCCGCUUCGCCUGCGUCCAACCGCUCCCCCACCAUACCUAGUAUCCUGUUGAACCGGGCAUCGUUACGCAGUAACCAUAACCAUGGAUCCGCGGCGGCACGAAUACAUUGUUGAAGUGUUUGCCGACCAGACAUUCGUGGCAGACAUUGUCAAAGGAGUCUUGCAUACCAUCUUUUUCCACCGAUACUUUCCUCCCGUGAGGCCGUCCCUAUAUAUGCCAUCGGCCUCGACGUCGCACUCCUCAUCACACUCGGCCCAGUCACUGCCAAUCCCGCUACCUUCCAUCCUUGACCCGCCUGAGAUAUCUACUGCGAUCGAUUCGCAUACUGCCCUCCUUGUCUCUCAACUAACCCCUCAGUCGUCAACGAGCUCUGCAUCAGGAGCUUCUCGUGGGGAAAUCGUGGUUCGAUUCUAUGACCGGAAACGUCGAAAGACUGGGAUCACCACGGGCUGGUUGGGUCGUCUGGGCGGAGGUGGUCAAACGGAAGAAGAGGUUUGCUGGGAAGAAUGGUGUGUACAGGUCAUCGUCGCCAGGCCCCGCAGCGAAGCAGACCGCAUCAAGGUACGCAGGGCCAUGGAAUCAUCUCUACAGAAAACGGCCAUGAAGAUUGUCGCCAUUGUGAAUAAAGAUAAAGACCAUAUCCCACCCAUCACCACCAGCGACCAGAACCCGUUUCCCUAUCGGAUAUUCGUCAAUCCGAAGCAGCAGGAGAGUGCGGAAAGAGGCUUUGGAAGCUGGAAUUGAUCUACAACUACCGCACCUGGCCUUGGUGGCUUUGUAGACGUUGGAGCGCACACCCCUACAUUAUGAAGUAUCGGACGACUAGUAACGUGCAGCACCCUGAAAUCGGAUUUUAUGGGGUGUUUAUAGGAUGUUUGCGUCAAUUGUUCAUAUCAAAAGCCGUAGAUAAUCUCCAUAAGCAAACCCCAGAGUGAAUCGGUCUAUCGUGCUAAUCCGCAACAGUUUCAUCCCAAUGUUCCUCACUCUCCGCUGGCUGGUACGAAUUCCAACCAGCAACUCUAACCAUGCUUGAACCAAUUCUCAUUGUUUACGUGUAAUGUGGCUGCCAGUAUACAGGAUUGUCGCGAAGAGAUGUUUUGGCGCGGAGCUCGUUCGCAUCAAACGUCAGCGAUGUCUUUCAACUCGCGGACAAAAUCCUUGUAUGAUUGCUUGAAUCGUUUACUGGCUUUUGAAAGCCGCAUCAGCC
Exophiala dermatitidis NIH/UT8656 is the source of this 1685-nucleotide messenger RNA. RefSeq lists its product as uncharacterized. Gene Ontology annotation, biological process: autophagy; autophagosome assembly. Lineage: Eukaryota; Fungi; Ascomycota; Eurotiomycetes; Chaetothyriales; Herpotrichiellaceae. The coding region runs from base 560 to 1222 and encodes 220 amino acids. The transcript has 3 exons. Gene Ontology annotation, cellular component: phagophore assembly site. The record is from RefSeq and is a predicted model, not a curated record.